AUACUUCCCUCGGGGAAGAAGUUUUCGCAUCUUUGUUCCGCACAUAAUUGUAAAAAAUUUAAAUCAAACCACACAAUAAUCUUUUACACAUGUGCACCAUACAUAGCAAGAGAUAAAUAUGGGACCUGUAUUUCACACAUAUUUAACCACAAACGUUUUGCCCUGCUGACAAAAAUUAGCCGUAAUUGUAUCAGGAUCUAUGUACUGUACUACUGCAGUAGUACUACUACUUCCUCUACUACGCAGUAUUUCCAUUUACUGCGCUGUCUUUGUCCUCAGUGAGAGUCGUGACAGUUUAUCCCUGAAGUCGAGCUGAACGGUCAGAUUAUUGUUUUUUUUACACCUAUGCCACCAAAGAAAGGGGCAGGAGCGUCUCCAUCCCAACCCCCAGUGAAGAUGAUGAAGAUCGGCACCGAUACACAGGAGUUUGGCGGUGAUCCAGCGGAUGAUAAGUACACGUUGGCUGAAGAGUCCAGUUACUCACCUUUUCCCAAAAACGAGCACGAAACCAUUGAUUUUGAUGAAGAAAAUGUUGCAAGUCCAGGUAUCAGAACAGACACCAUCAGUCUCCUCAUGAAAAUAGAGCAACUGCAGGCGCAACUCAAAUAUGAACGCAGAUGUCGAAUUUUGGCCGAGAGAGAGCUGAGAGAGCUGAAAGAGAUGAACACUCUCAUGAUGCAGAUGAGGCACACGGCGCAUGAACUGCGAGUCACUCUCGAUCACGUUCUCCAAGGAGGUGACGCGGCAGUUGCACCGCAAAACUCUCAAGACGAUGCAUCUAUCUCUUUCCUGGCAGAGCCUGAUGCAGAGAUGAGAGCGGUUCAUAAUAUCCCAGAGGAUGAUCACAACUUCCUGUAUCUCUCUGAGAACCUUCGAGUACCAAAAAAUCUUUAUGAGCGCAUCGCAGAGAUCGCAGACUACAAGAAGUACACUUCCGCGCUGCUGAUGAUGCUUUUUGACAGAGAAACUUUGGCCACACACUCUCUGCAGGGCCGGAGGAACAGUUUUACUGGAGAAGAUUGCCACAAGCCUCAACUCCCACCUGAUAUCUUGAGAAGCAUUAUUGAUCAUGUGUCAGACAAGUUUGGUGUAGAUGGCAGUCAAAUAAAAACUGCAAUCCGGACGAAGUUAAAUAAUGAGGACAAAUUAUUGAAGAAGAGACUGGGGUUGGGUAAAGCUGAAAACAAAUCUAUUCUUGAUCAAAACUUUUGCCAAGAUGCUUCACUCCUUCCAGAAAAUUCAGCGAUAUGAAAGGAGUCUCAGUGUAAAGCCUUUUGAGUCUGGGAAAGUUUAUUUUUGCCUUUGUCUGUUGUUCACCAGUAUAACAUGACUGAUAGAAAUGUGUGACAGGUUGCCUUUUUUAAUCCACGUGUAGUUUAUUCAGUAUAGAAAUCUAGUGCUUGAACUCAGUUGUUGUUUAACACUUUUUAGAACUCUACUUUUUUUUUACUUUGACAACUCCUGUUGUUUCUCAUAUGUAAGAAAAGUGUCUAAAUUGAGUUUAACCUGGUGACCAGACCAAGCAGUUGAACAGCACUAUAAAAUGUCACGUGUGUAGUCGGCGAAGGUUAAAAACAGUGGUGUUUUUAUUUAAGUUAACUUACUGUGUUUGAGGUAGUAAGUGUAAGUUCACAGGUUUGUGAAGUUGUUCUCUGUCAAGCAUUCAAUCAACUGGCCUCUUUGUGUGUGUGUGUGUGUGUGUGUGUGUGUGUGUGUGUGUGUGUGUGUGUGUGAAAGUAGGACAAUUGAAAAUGUUUUGAAAAAUAAGGAUGUAAUUUGUUGUUCAUGACAAAUUGUACAUUUCACUAAGUGAUGUGUUUCUAGAAUAGUUUAUUUUUUUCUGUUUUUUCAAAAUAUGUUGUAAGUGAUAAUCAAUCUUCCUGCUUCCACAACAUCUCUUACAUCACUUCUUUGUUGUGCUUCAUUACGUAAGGGCCAAUAAACAUUAGGAACUGA
This is a messenger RNA of Thunnus maccoyii (southern bluefin tuna), 1956 nucleotides long. RefSeq lists its product as uncharacterized. The record is from RefSeq and is a predicted model, not a curated record. Gene Ontology annotation, cellular component: nucleus. Gene Ontology annotation, molecular function: transcription corepressor activity; DNA binding. Gene Ontology annotation, biological process: negative regulation of Notch signaling pathway; positive regulation of neuron differentiation. The transcript is spliced from 6 exons. Lineage: Eukaryota; Metazoa; Chordata; Actinopteri; Scombriformes; Scombridae. Bases 346 to 1251 code for a protein of 301 amino acids.